UCUAUCAAGACUGACUGGACAGAGCAUCAGCAAGCCUGUUGAAUCGAAACUGUGAUCCCUAUUGACAUGCUGCGAAGGCGAGCUCCUCUCUGCCUGCUUUGGCUGGCAGUUUCGGCGACGUCUGCUAUGCGCUCAUCUCGGAGAUAUGCCGACCUACAUGCGGAGGCGAGGACGGAGCUAGUUGAGAAAAUGAAGUACGUUAUGCCAAGAGAUGACAACGGUGAUCCAGAGGCGAGUGCUUACCUUGGCCUGCCAACAGACGGGUGCCCCUUUUUUAAAAAUGUCACGAAGCAGCUGGAGGAAGAAAGCUCGCGUCAAAAUCAAGCGAUUAAUGAAACUUUCCAAGACAUCAAGCAGUGGAUAGAAAGCUGCCAGAGCAGCAGUAACGUGACCGAAGUGAGAAAUAAAAUUCUGGAAACACUGAAUGCUUCCUUGACGUGUGAGCCAGCGCCCGCUUGCAAUGCUUCCAAGCCGUACCGGGAAAUCGAUGGUAGCUGUAACAACCUGGCGCACCCUGACUGGGGAAAAACCGACUCCUGCCUGCGGCGUGUGCUCAGCCCUGCCUACGCGGACGGAAUAUCGAAGCCCAGGCUUUCCUGCAACGGCUCUGAACUUCCGAGCGCCCGGCUCAUCUCGAUAACUCUUCAUGAACAGAAGAAUGUGACGCACGAGAAUUUGACCCACCUGGCAAUGAUUUUUGGACAGUUCCUGACCCAUGACAUCACCUUCGUGCUGUUCGGACCAUUCUCGUACAUCGAGUUCGAGCUCGGCACAGUACCACUUGACCUUUGUACCGCGGACACUGAUCCGGAGUGUUUUCCUGUUGAUGUUCCUGAGAACGACACGUUUUACAAAGCCUACAACGUUACAAAACUGGCGAUCCUCCGUUCCUUAUUUUGCCAUAAGUGUGAAAAUGGUUACCGAGACCAAAUGAACUCGCGCACUUCCUAUCUAGACCUGUCCCAUGUCUACGGCAUUAAAUGGGAUAUACAUGCGACGGUUCGAACUUUCAACAAAGGUCAACUUAUAAGCCAAGUAGUGGAUGACGCCGAAUUUCCGCCGGACAGUCCGUUUCCUUAUGCCGACAACUGCAGUAUAUUGGAGCAGAAUAGGAUGUGCGCCUGGACAGGUGAUCUACGAGCAGGCCAGCACAUCGGCUUACUAUCGAUGCAAACACUGUGGCUGAGGCAGCACAACAGAAUCGCGAAGAACCUUUCUAAAAUUAAUCCUCACUGGGACGAUGAGAAGAUCUUCCAAACCGCAAGGAGGAUCUGCGAAGGAAUUUAUCAACACAUCGUGUUCAAGGAAUGGCUUCCAUUGAUGCUGGGCACGAGUAAGAUGAGUGAGUUUCAACUCAACCCGAAAGAAAACAACUACACCGACUACAACGACAGUAUCGACCCCACUAUUACGAACGAGUUCUCUGCUGCCGCAUUUCGAUUCGGCCACUCCCAAAUAGCCGAGAACUUCUGGAGGUACGGAAAAGCAGAUAACUGGCUCGAACCUUCUAAUCUCUCAACUGCCUAUUUCGUACCACACAACAAUAGUGAAGGCAUUCACGACGAAGUACUUCGAGGAUCCCUGAAGCAACCGAUGCCGACUUUUGACAGGUAUAGUGACUACAGUGUCACACGAAACCUAUUCCGCCAGCCGCACAUGCAGUACGGUUCCGACCUUUCCGCCAUCGACAUUCAGAGGGGCCGGGACCAUGGUCUCCGUCCCUACGUUGACUACCUGCAACACUGCCGGAACAUUACCGUGACGACUUUCGAAAACUUAACAGAUUUGAUGGCUGAAUCGAACGUCACAGAUAUUUUUAAGAAUCUCUAUGGAAACGUCACUGACAUCGAUUUAUAUUCUGGUGGCCUUUGCGAAAAGCCAAUUGAAGGAGCACAGGUUGGCGAAACUUUCGCCUGGAUCAUCGCUAGAGUAUUUUACGGGCUGAAAUUUGGGGACAGAUUUUACUACGAGCAUGGCGACCAGUCGGGCUCUUUUACAAAGGAACAACUACAGUCAAUUAGGAAUGUCACAUUGGCCUCAGUCUUCUGCCAGAACAUCAAAGAUUUGCACUGUAUACAACGUGAUGUCUUCCUUCGCCAGGACAGCAGCAAAACCAAAGUGGUAGCGUGCACGGAAAUACCACACGUAAACUUGUCCUUGUGGAAAGAUCCUACCAAUGCAGAGAACACAACAUAACUAUCCAAAAGAACCAUCUGCGCAAUAUGCCUUAUAAACGACUAUCUUCAUUCAAAGUUUGCCUACAGUGAGCGUAUUCCUCUAUGCGCAAACAACUUAGCGAACCUAUUUCAAAUAAAUCUAGCAACUUCACUGCGAAUAAAUGAUAUUCCUAAGAA
This is a messenger RNA of Dermacentor andersoni, 2354 nucleotides long. RefSeq names its product salivary peroxidase/catechol oxidase-like. The record is from RefSeq and is a predicted model, not a curated record. Gene Ontology annotation, molecular function: heme binding; peroxidase activity. Lineage: Eukaryota; Metazoa; Arthropoda; Arachnida; Ixodida; Ixodidae. Gene Ontology annotation, biological process: response to oxidative stress.